ACCGGUUUAGGAGGAUUUAAUUUACUGUCGGUUCCUGGUUGAGCUGAACCUCCGCAGAGAGACAGAAGCUCUUUCUGUAGCAUCAUGGCCAACGUAGCGGAUACCAAGCUAUACGACAUCCUCGGAGUUUCACCAUCUGCCUCCGAAAAUGAACUGAAAAAGGCCUACCGCAAGUUGGCUAAAGAAUAUCAUCCCGACAAGAACCCUGAUGCUGGAGACAAGUUUAAAGAGAUCAGUUUUGCGUACGAGGUAUUGACUAACCCAGAGAAGAAGGAGCUUUAUGAUCGCUAUGGAGAACAAGGGCUGCGGGAGGGAGGAGGCGGAGGACCUGGCAUGGACGAUAUCUUCUCCCACAUUUUUGGUGGAGGACUCUUUGGGUUCAUGGGGGGACAAGGAAGAGGACGCAAUGGAGGCAGGAGGAGAGGAGAAGAUAUGGUUCACCCUCUAAAAGUUUCUCUUGAAGACCUCUACAAUGGCAAAACCACAAAACUGCAGCUCAGUAAGAAUGUGCUGUGUGGUGCCUGUAAUGGUCAAGGCGGUAAGGCAGGAGCAGUGCAGAAGUGUGUGGCAUGCAGAGGACGGGGAAUGAGAAUCAUGAUUAGACAGCUUGCCCCUGGGAUGGUCCAACAGAUGCAGUCAGUCUGUACGGACUGCAAUGGAGAGGGUGAGGUGAUAAAUGAGAAGGACCGCUGCAGAAAAUGUGAAGGUCAUAAAGUGUGUAAGGAGACUAAGCUUCUGGAGGUUCAUGUGGACAAAGGCAUGAGACACGGACAGAAGAUCACGUUCUCUGGAGAAGCUGACCAAGCACCAGGCGUUGAACCAGGAGACAUUGUUCUGGUGCUGCAAGAGAAAGAACAUGAGGAAUUCCGCCGUGAAGGCAGUGACCUUCACAUGGUCCAACGGAUCGGCCUGGUUGAAGCUCUGUGCGGCUUCCAGAUGACUGUGGCACACCUGGAUGGACGUCAGCUGCUUGUCAAGUACCCACCUGGCAAGGUCAUUGAGCCAGGCUGCAUUCGAAUGGUGAAAGGAGAGGGAAUGCCUCAGUACAGAAAUCCCUUUGAGAAGGGAGACCUUUACAUCAAGUUUGACGUCCAGUUCCCUGAAAACAACUGGAUUAGCCCAGAAAAACUGAACGAACUUGAGUGCUUGCUGCCUGCCCGCGCCGAGACUCCCGUUAUCGCACCAGAUGCGGAGGAUGUUGAACUGACAGAUUUUGACAAGAGUCAAGGUUCAGGAAGUGGAGCCCGGCGAGAGGCCUACAACGAUAGUUCUGAUGACGAAGGCGGCCACCAUGGCCCAGGGGUGCAAUGCGCACACCAGUAGAAAGACUCAUACAUAGACAUCCAGACACAUAAAAGCAUAUAUACACAAACACCCCUUAAGUCCCAUAGCUUACACCGUUCAAGACUUGCCUCACAUACAUGCACAUUUCUCUCUUUUCAUGAUUCACAUGAAAAAGAGACACACAAAUACUUGUACACAAAUAUCCACCCUCCUCAGUUCCAUGGUGCCCAUAAAUCAGAAAUCCUGAACGUGUGAUGCCCGUUUUGUGUUUAUGGACUGUAGUGCUCAUCAAAGCCUCCAGCAAGAAGUUGGUCUCAUUCUCAGAGGUUCACUGGCCGAACUUGACUCAGAUCUCUGUUUUCAUCCCGAGCUUUUUCACUUUCACUGCUGGAAACACCAGUGUCUAGUGUAUGAGAUGCAAAUAUUGUCGACUAUCUUGUAAAAGGUGUAGUUUAGUCAGUCACACACAACCGCAUGCUGCUUCUUGCUGAAGAUCUUGGUCAUGUAGAUCCAGGGCUCAGACACUAGAGAGAAAUCUUAACACCACACAUGUUUAAAUUGAAGUGUGUCGCAGCUAUCAGAGCGCCCUGCUGCCAUCAGUUAACAUCAUCACAUCCGUAAAAUUGUGUCCUCUGUAUAGCUUGCAGAGAACUGCACGUUUAACCCACCCCAUUCUCUGAGGUUGUUGUUUUUGUUUUUUUUGUCUGUUUGUUUUUUUACAAUGGGACGUGCUGGUUUUGUUCAGUUCCUUGCUGUCUCAAAUUAAAUAUUAAAGCCCUAAGUAUAGAACCUGCCAGCCAGGCAUUACGUUUUAUUUUAAUCUGGAGUUUAAGUUUUUUUUUUAGUUUGUCUUUGUUGUGAGAAUGAUAGUGUGUCUGAGACUACAUGACUUGAAGUUGUGUGCUCUCGACAUGAGGACACACUUGCGUACUUUUUAUGUGUGCAAUGCAGUGGCUCAGUGUGUGGGAGCUUCUGUGGAAUGUUCUGGCUUUUUAGGAUGGUAGGUGUUCCUGCUUUGUGUGGGGCUGCAGUGCGAGUGGACAACAUACAAAGUCAGUUGAGGAGGAAAACUGAAUGUUUAUUUGCUGAAAAUAUUUCCAAUUUAGACCGUCGUUCUGCCGCUAACCCACCGGGACCGACACAUCCUCCUCUCUUGCAGGAAAACCUUUGGGCCCUCCCCCGUAUCCUCUGUAUAAAAUGUAUCUCCAUCGUAGCGUUGUUAACCAGACCUAUGUCCCUUGACAUAUUAAAGAUACUCCCAUCUCCCAUGCACCUGUAAAUAGAUACAAUCCCAGUCCAUAGGUGCAUUCAGAGUCUACAGCAGCGUUCUUCUGUAGUUACAACUUUUUCUUAUACAAGCGAGUGGCCUUCAGCGCCAACUUAGAAGUGUUGCGUUCUAAUGAAAAUUAAUGGAACCACUGUAGACUGUUAACAUGCACCUGUGAGACUUAUUAUGUAUGUAAGUUUUGGCCGAGGGGGGUAAUGUGUACACAACUGAAGGGGGUCAUUGUUAAAAUACAUUAUUGUUGAUGCUUAUGGUUGUCAAGAUAAUAAUUAAACUGUAUAAUAAACAACUAA
Mugil cephalus (flathead mullet) is the source of this 2862-nucleotide messenger RNA. RefSeq names its product DnaJ heat shock protein family (Hsp40) member A2b (gene dnaja2b). Bases 85 to 1323 code for a protein of 412 amino acids. The record is from RefSeq and is a predicted model, not a curated record. Gene Ontology annotation, cellular component: cytoplasm; cytosol. Gene Ontology annotation, biological process: protein refolding; response to heat. The transcript has 9 exons. Gene Ontology annotation, molecular function: Hsp70 protein binding; ATP binding. Lineage: Eukaryota; Metazoa; Chordata; Actinopteri; Mugiliformes; Mugilidae.